GGAUUGUGCACGUUGGGCGAGGGGGAAGGGGUCGGUUGCUUUUUCAGCAGUGGACCGUGACCACCCAAUCCCUUCAGAAAGGCAGGGCGGGGAGAGAGAUCUAGAGAGAGACCACUUAAAUCUUCUGCUAGCGUGCAGAAAUAUUCAAUUCAAGAGGGAGAAACAAAAGAGAGACGCCAACCAUCUUCUUCGCUUCAAGAAUAGCUACCAUAUUCGCUGCUUUUGAAGGAGCUUGAAUCUCUCUCUCUCUUCUGCUGCGGCUGUGAGAAUGUUCCAUCCAAAGAAGACAAAUAUGUCUUCGCAGGACAGGCAGAUGUGUGUUCAAGGGGAUUCAGGUCUCGUCCUCACCACCGACCCAAAGCCCAGGUUGAGGUGGACUGUUGAACUGCAUGACCGCUUCGUCGACGCCGUCACUCAGUUGGGAGGGCCUGACAAGGCAACUCCAAAGACUAUCAUGAGGGUUAUGGGUGUCAAGGGCCUUACACUUUACCAUCUUAAGAGCCAUCUCCAGAAAUUCAGGCUAGGAAAGCAGCCCCACAAGGAAUUCAGUGAUCAGGUUAAACACAAUGAAAGAUCAGCAGCUUUAGAACUCCAAAGAAAUGCAGGUUCUUCCUCAGGAAUGGUCGCCCGCAAAGUAAAUGAGAGUGUGCACAUAUCAGAAGCUCUCAGAAUGCAAAUGGAGGUACAAAGGAGACUGCAUGAGCAGAUAGAGGUGCAGAGACAUCUCCAGUUAAGAAUUGAAGCCCAAGGAAAGUACAUGCAAACCAUACUUGAAAAGGCGUGCCAAACCCUAACUGGUGACCCCAUGUCAUGUGGAAACUUCAAGGGUGGUGGCAAUGGCAGCCAUGGAAUGAUCGACAUGGGCAUAAUGAAAGAUUUCAGUUCUCCCUUCAAUUUGUCUUCCCUGCAAGACCUUCAAAUGAUGUGUGGGGAUGGCAUGCAGCAACACCAAAUAGAGAGAUCGUUUGAUGAAUUCUUUUCAACAAAUGAUAGUAUCUGUAAAGCCGCCAUCUGCUUGGGACCCGCUCAAUCUCAAGGAGACGAAGGAACUUUCCAAUCUGCACUAACUAGCACCACUGAUGGCAGAAACGAGAUUGGAUCCAUCGCUGAUGUUUAUGAGACGAAGCCCAUCCCAUUAGCCGAAGGAAUCAGCGGCGUAAAGGAGUUCGAAGCGGCAGGAAAGCUCGAAAACCCGUCUCCUCGAAGAGCACCACUUACCACUGAUGGAAUUUCGCCAUUGAUGAUCAAGGGAGGAGGAGCCGCGACUUUGCCGUCAGAAAAGAACUUGUCAUAUGGUUAAAGUAUAUACUAUAAUCCUUCUCUUCCCUCCCCUUUUAUAUAUACUAUUCUUGCUUCCUGCUGCACUGCAUUCUGUGCUAUCUCUUGGACGAUUAUAUGAGUGUAGUUAGGAAGCUGAAUGACAGUGGAACUAGAACGUUUAUCUGGUGUGGUGUAUAAUGGACUUUCAUGGAAUAUUGCUAUUUUUCUUCA
Molecule: messenger RNA, 1491 nt
Organism: Nymphaea colorata (pocket water lily)
Lineage: Eukaryota; Viridiplantae; Streptophyta; Magnoliopsida; Nymphaeales; Nymphaeaceae
Product: myb family transcription factor IPN2-like
Exons: 7
Coding region: 269-1300 (343 amino acids)
Molecular function (GO): DNA-binding transcription factor activity; DNA binding
Source: RefSeq, a predicted model, not a curated record